Molecule: messenger RNA, 7852 nt
Organism: Cladocopium goreaui
Lineage: Eukaryota; Dinophyceae; Suessiales; Symbiodiniaceae
Source: the annotation of a GenBank genome assembly
UUCCAACCCUUUUCUGGUUGUCUAAAUCUUCCAGGGUGUGGCAAAAUUGGCGCUGACAUGCCGCAAGAAUCUGCAAUGGUGAGUGUUGCUUUUGCAUGCCUGUUGCUGUGGAUCAAUAGCUGCAUUGUUGAGGCGCAACAAGAGAGCUGGACAUAUCAGUUUGGAACCAGCGUGACCGAACAUGUCAAUGCAGUUGAGACUCUUGGGGAUGACAUCGUAGUUGCUGGCUUUACCUUUGGCAGCUUAGAUGGAAACUCAAAUGCUGGCAGUUUCGACAUAUUUGUGAUGAAACUCGACAGUUCAGGUUCCAAGAAUUGGACGUUUCAAACUGGAACCACUGCUGGUGACAAUGCGCGGGCUGUUCAGAUUGAGUCCAGCACAGGCAAUAUUCUUGUAGUUGGCUCUACCCUUGGAGACCUAAAUGCCGUGAAUGCUGGCAGCUAUGACAUGUUUGUGAUGAAAAUCGACAGUGUCGGCAGCCAUAUGUGGACGAUGCAAACAGGAACUAGCAGUGAUGAAGAUCUAUAUGCUGUUCAGAUUGAUUCGUCAGGAAAUAUUAUCGCUGGAGGAUUCACAUGGGGAUCAUUCCCUGAUUUCUCGAAUGCUGGGAAUAGUCGAGACAUUCUCGUCCUCCAGCUUGACAGUUCGGGGUCAACGCAGUGGACCUUCCAGACGGGAAGCACUUCGGACGAAAUUCUAUGGGACCUCAAGUUGGAUGCUUCCGACGACAUUGUCUUGGCAGGUUGGACGGAUGGCCAACUUGACAGCUACUCGAAUGCUGGCCAAUCCGACAUUUAUGUGAUGAAACUCAACAAUUCAGGGUCUUCCCAGUGGAUUUUCCAAACGGGUAGCACUGGUAAUGACCAGGGCGGUCACCUCGGGAUUGAUUCUUCUGGAAACAUCCUGGUGGGAGGCUGGACAGAUGUAGAUCUAGGGAACAUCAACCAAGGUGGCACGGACAUUUUUGUGAUGCAGUUGAACAGUGCAGGCACACAGCAGUGGACCUUCCAGACUGGCACUGAAGGCGACGACUACAUCAGGGGACUUGCAAUCGGAACUUUCAACAUCAUUCUGGGUGGAACCACCACAAGUGCCUGGCAUGGAAGCUGCAACAGAGGAGGGGAAGACCUUUUCAUCAUGGAACUGGACAGUGACGGUUCAUCCGUGCAAAAAAUCUUUCAGACCGGCAGCAGUUCGGCGGAUAUGUUGCAAGGACGCCUUGUGUUGGACGCUGACGAGGCCGUCAUUUUGGCCGGCUACACCAGUGGAGGCCUGGGUGGCAGCAAUGCAGGAGAAGUGGAUGCCUAUCUCAUGAAGGUUCAGCAACUGAGCUGGACCUUUCAGACUGGGACCAGUGGUGCUGAUGGCGUCAAUGCUCUUCAAAUCGAUUCUUCUGGCAACAUCUUCCUCACAGGUGAAACUAAUGGUGCGCUGGAUGGCUCUGGUAGCGCUGGUGACUCCGACCUUUUUGUCAUGAAGCUGGACAGCACGGGGUCGCGUCAGUGGACUUAUCAGACAGGAAGCACUGCUCAGGACACUGCUGAGGCAAUUCAUCUUGCAGCCAGCGGCAGCAUCUUUGUAGCUGGAUGGACAGCAGGCGACCUCAGUGGAGCUUCUGCUGGAAGUUUUGACAUCUUUGUCAUGAAACUGGAUGACACGGGCUCUCAGCAGUGGACCUACCAGACUGGCACCGCAUCGGCAGACUAUGCCUUUGCUGUUGAGACCGAUGCUUCUGGCAACAUUUUGCUGGCAGGCUCUACCGAUGGAUCCAUGCAAGGGUCGAGUGCUGGUGAUACUGACAUUUUUGUGAUGCAGCUGGACAGUGCGGGGUCACAUCAAUGGACUGUUCAAAUUGGCAGCAGCGGGAAGGAUGUCGCAACGGCACUCCGCAUUGAUGCUUCUGGGGACCUGGGUUUAGCAGGCUACACUACCGGUGACCUUGGGAAUACAAAUGCUGGAUCCAAGGACAUCUUUGCAAUGAAACUCAGCGGUGCAGGGUCGCAGCUGUGGACCUUUCAAAGGGGCAGCAGCGCAGAUGACAGUGCAACAGCCUUGGAAAUCGAUUCCUAUGGAGAUUUGGUCCUGGCAGGUUGGACUGCUGGUAGCUUGGAUGGCAACAGCAAUGCUGGCUCAGUGGAUCUCUUUGCCAUGAAAGUGGAUGCCCAAGGGUCCUGGGAGUGGACCUUUCAGACUGGAACUGCAAGGGAGGAGUGGGCUGGAAGUCUUCAGAUCAUACCUUCAGGCCGCAUUCUUUUAGCAGGUUCCAUCAAGAAUGGGUUGGGAGGCAGCGAAGACAUCUUGGCAGUGGAGCUUGACAGCACAGGGUCACUUCAAUGGAAAUUCGUUGCGGGGACCACUGCUGGAGAUAUUGCACACGCUGUGCAAUUGGAUGCGUCGAACAACGUCAUCUUGGCGGGUACCACAGGCGGUGGAUUAAACGGCAACGCCCAUGCUGGCAGCGACGAUAUUUUCGUGAUGAAGGUGCUGCGAGUUCCGGAUCCUGCACCAUCUACCAGUGGUCAGGUGUCCUGGACCUUUCAGACUGGAACUUCUGUUGACGAUGUCCUUCUUGGUGCGGUCCUGGACUCCUGUGGGAAUGUGAUUCUGGCAGGAAAUACCAUGGGAAGUUUUUCGGGCUCCAAUGCUGGCUAUGGGGACGUCUUUACUAUGAAACUGAGUGAAGAUGGGAGUCAGCUGUGGGCUUAUCAAACAGGAAGCGACGGGAAUGACCAGGUGUAUGGGCUGGCUGUCGAUAGCUUCAACAGCAUUGUCCUCACGGGCGCUACUUCCGGGAGCCUGAACGGGCAGAGCCACAGCGGCCAGACGGACAUCUUCGUGAUGAAAAUUGACCGUUUCAAAACUUUGCAGUGGACCUACCAGACUGGGACGGGUACCCAGCAGGAAGGCACUGGAGUUCAGGUGGAUCUUUGGGGUAACAUUUUUGUGGCUGGCUGGACGGCAGGUGAUUUACACAGCCAGGUGAGUGCUGGGGAGGUGGACGCCUUUGUGAUGAAACUCAGCUCCGACGGGGUCAAUCAAUGGACGGUACUUUCCGGAGGACCUGAUUAUGACUUCGCUUGGAACUUGGCAAUGGAUGCUUCAGGGAACAUUGUGGUGGUGGGCGAAAGCUAUGGCUCCUUUCAAGGCAAUUAUCAUGCUGGCGGCUCAGACUUGUUUGUUUGGAAGCUGAAUCACGCAGGGAGUGAUCAGUGGUCUUUCCAAGCAGGAACCGGCGGAUCUGAGUCGUUCAGCGGCAUGGACAUUGACAGUGCUGGCAACAUCGUUGUGACGGGUAUGACGGGUGGAGUUAUGGGUGCCAGCAGUACAGGAAAUUAUGACGUGGUAGUCCUGAUGCUUGACAGUUCGGGGGUUCAGCAAUGGAUCUUUCAGACAGGCAGCAGCACAGGUAGUAGUGCAGGCAGGGCAGCUGUUUGGGAUCCCUAUGGUAGGAUCUUUGUGAUGGCCACUGCAUGGGGCAGUUUCGCUGGUGGUGUCGCGAUUGGCGACAAGGAUGUGGCUUUGCUGAAGCUUGAUGCUACUGGCAAUCAGGAGUGGGUGAGCCAACUCGGCACUAGCACCAGGGAGGAGUGCGUGGUUCAACUUUCUCUCGGAGCAGCUGGCAACAUUCUGGUUGCAGGGUCGACGACUGAGGUCAUAACUGGCUCCAAUGCAGGAGGGGAGGAUAUCUUUGCCAUGAUGGUACUCACGCCCACAACUACCACCAGCACAAGCUUGACACUCACAACAUCCAGCGUAUCCAGCAUCACCACCACCACCGCUACACUCAGCAGCACUUCAAGGUCUAAGACGUCGACAACAAGCACAUCCAGCACUUCCUGCACAACCACAACCAGCACGACCAGCACAUCUACUUCUACUUCGAGCAGUAGUACAAGCACAUCCAGCACUUCCCGCACGACCAGCACAUCUACUUCUACUUCGAGCAGUAGUACAAGCACAUCCAGCACUUCCCGCACGACCAGCACAUCUACUUCUACUUCGAGCAGUAGUACAGGCACAUCCAGCACUUCCUUCACAACCACAACCACCAUCACCAACACAUCUACUUCUACUUCGAGCAGUAGUACAGGCACAUCCAGCACUUCGUUCACAACUACGUCCCGCACGAUCAGCACAUCUACUUCGAGCAGUAGCACAGGCACAUCCACUUCGAGCAGUAGUACAGGCACAUCCAGCACUUCGUUCACAACUACGUCCCGCACGAUCAGCACAUCUACUUCGAGCAGUAGUGCAGGCACAUCCAGCACGUCGAGCACAUUGAGCACCGCUUCCGGCAGUGGUACGACCAGCAGUGGUACGAGCAAGUUUGGCACAACCAGCAGGGCUACUUUGAGCGGUCUUUCAACGUCAAUGUCAGAGACAGUGUCUUGGACCUCUUCAAGCACUUCAAAAAACUCUGUGGAGGCAGGAUCCGUUGCCGACACAUUGAGGCAGCUGGAGCAAAGCACAGAGGCCCUGCUUCGCCAAUUGUCUGACACAAACGGCACAGGCCAAAACAUCCUCCUUGUCAGUGAGACAUCCAUUGGCAAAGUGUCAGUGAUGAGGUUGCAGGAGCCGAACAGUUCCGUUGAUGGCGAGUAUGUACAGUUGGUUGAUGAGACAUCCGGCGCAGUGCUUCCUCUUGAGGUUUUGCAGAACGAUGAGGUGUUGGUGGCGACCUUGUUUUCUGAGAACCAGAACGCCAUCAUUUUCCAAGGUACAAGUCGCACCUUGUUGAAGCCAGUGACUGGAGUGGUGGAUGUCUCCAUUUACGAUUUGGACAACUUGACAGCGAAAAAAGUAGUCUCCACUAGGCCCAUCUAUGUGAAGCUGGGGCCUCUGACUGAACCUUUUGACGCCACCAGAUGGACAUGCGCAUACUUAGAUGGUGACACCUGGUCCACUGACGGAGUGCGCCUGGUGACAGCGGAGGAAUUGGAGGCAUUGAACCUGUCGGCUUCAGGGGCAUGGUGUGUCUCUUAUCAUCUUUCCAUCUUUGCUGGCUUCCUGGAUUUGCUUUUGGCUUGCACAAACAUCAAUGUCUUAUCGGAGGAAAACUUGCAAGAGAUUCUGAAGCCUCGCUGGUGGUCAAGGCCCCCGGCCUUAUUUCUUUGGCCUUCGAUGGCUCUGUUGCUGGCUCUGAUCGUUUUGGGCAUCUUCCUUGACGCGUCGGUGCGCCGUUCCGGGCUCUGGAAGGACGAGUACUUCCUGACCGAGGUGCCACCGGUGCGUGGCAGCUGUGGCAGCUGUGGCAGCUGCACCGCUGGGCACAGCGAUGCGUCGGAGGCUCCGAAGAAACCGAGCGCUUCGACCGUUCCAGCCCUGCAUCACGAGUCCAGUGUGGCGAGCCUGGCGCAGUUUCACCAGACAGACUUGGCGCGGAUCCAGAAGAAGCUGCACAGGGUGAUGAACCCAGCGAUUUCCAGCAGAAUUCAGGAUGACAGUAUUUGGCGAAAUACCUUGAGAUAUGUGGCGCUGCAGCACAAGCUACACAUAGAAUCUCUUGAAAUGCAUGUUUGGGGGAGGAAUGGUUGGGUGCAGGGCAGUCUGGCUGUGGAGAAGUCGCCGGUGCUCAAGUCUUUGGUCAUGAGACUGGAAGGAGACCUACCAGAGGCCUUUGUUUUGAUGCACAGCUCGCGGCUUCACCGAGUGUGCUCCACCUUUUUAGCAGCUCACCCUGCUUACACCUUGCUUCACUGUAAUUUACACGUCACUGCCGCCAAGCGAGGCAAAAUCUUCAUGGACUGCAUCCUAGGCUCUUUGGCGUUCGUUGCGAUCUUCUUCUCGGUGGAUGGAUCUGCAGUGGCUGCCCGCAGCCCAGCAGACUGCCCCGUCCAACAAGGCACCUUUCUAUGGUACACAUUUGUCACACUCUUCUCCAUUCUGUUGAAUUUCAUCCCACGCAGUUUGUUGUUCCACUUAGCCUGGAGAGACUUUGAACAACGCGACAGAGCUCAUCGCCGGAGGCAGCUGCGCAAGCGACUCUGGUGGGAUAUUCAGUUUUGGGCUGUGGCUAUUGGCCUUUCCUGCCUUCAUGUGCUGGUGAUAACAGCCUUUCUAGCAAAUCUGGGUGAAGCUGAUGAGUGGAAAUGGAUGCUAUCAUUCACCGUGGUAUUUCUUCGAAAGUUGAUCAUUGUGCCGCUGGUUUCCUGCAUUUUUUCAGGCCUGGUGUCGGAAGUCACUGCUUUCGCCCAACCAGCACUGCUCUCAGAUCCUCCCAGGAAGUUCGGCCUCGAUUUGAGUCUGCGCUCCAGUUCGACUUCGAAUCUCGGAAGUGCCGGAAGUGCAGAGUCCCUGGAGUCUCUGGAGCCGGGUGUAUCAACGACCUGGGAGAACAAGGUCAAGGAGUUGGCACAGCGUGGCAUCACCGUGAGGCAAUUGUUGGGUUUCUAUGCCGACCUGGAGCAACAGAUGUCACAUUUUGAUCCAGACCAGUCGACCACUCAUGAUGUUGUGCGCCAAGUCGUGAUCCCUGGCUCCUUGCAGAUGAGAGGCUCCAGGCACUAUGAAAUCGUUGUCCAAUGUGAGCACUUUGAGCCGUUGACAGCGAUCUGCUCAGUUCGUGCCGUGAAUGGUUCCUGCACCAAGCCAUGGAAGGGUGGCGAUUCAGUUCGGCCAAAGGAGCCGUCCUGGGAAGCUGUUUUCCUCCUUCAAGAUAUCAACCAAGAAGCGAUCCGCAUUAGUCUAGAGUUGGAACAGACAGUCUGCGAAGCAGUCUUGCCGAAUUCCAGCUUCCAGAAUGGUUUUGAAGGAGACAUCCAACUUGGUGCGACAUCUCUUCACGUCCGCAUUGUCCGCAUUCAUUCCCUAGAAGACCUCCAAGACGCGGAGGCCGUUGCUAAGACCGUUAGCCAUGCCUCAUCGCAUGGCUCGCAGAGUUUGGCAGCAGGCGCAUUCCACAAAGCUAUGAAUGAAAGCUCCUCUGUGCAGAUUCUUCUGAAGAAGCCCUUUGAGAUUGCAUCUCGAGCGUAUUUCAAGCUACCCGAUGUGCCUGGUGGAGAGCCCGCCAGAGGCUAUGCCGGCCGUGGUUUUGCCUACGCAACUGCUGUGAACCGUGGCGUCCCGAUGUCGGCGUACAAAAUGGUGACACACAAUUGGGGCAACAAGUUUACUCACUUGAUUGGAGCCAUUUUUGCAGAUGCUCUGCAAGAAGAGACAUAUGAUGGUGUGGUGACUCUCCUGAAGAACAAGGACUUUGACAGAUUACACCAACAGCUGGAUGAGAGGAAUCAACUAAGUGUCCCUUACUGGGUCUGUGCCUUCUCUGUCAACCAACAUGCAGGAAUUUGUGCCAGAGCACCUACGGCAGAUUCAACAGGUCAUCCCAUCACCACCUGUUCAUGCAAAACCCAGAAGCACUUUGAAGGCGAUUUCAGUGAAAUGAACAAGUUCGAUGACAUGAUGAACUAUUUGAAGCGGCAACUGCGUGAAGUCUAUUCCGAGGUGAGAUUGGAGCAGGUUGUUGCGAUGGAUGUGAACUUUACCCUCCUGACGCGCGUUUGGUGCGUUGCAGAAUUGGUUGAAGCGGAUCAUUUGCACAUCUCCCAGGCGGUGAAGAUUCACUCGGGAGCCUCCAGAGACGUUUGCCUUGGACGCUUGGCGUCCUCCGAUGUGCGAAAGGCAGAAGCGUCCUUUCCGGCAGACAAGGAGUUGGUUUUGGGCAAGAUCGAGGAUGUGGAGGCAUUCAAUAAGCGCCUGCAAGAUUUGAUGCUGCACCGUUUGGAUUCGUUCCUAGGGAAACAUUCUGCAACCGCUUCGACGCUCUGUGAUGAAAUUCUUGGAGCAGCUCUGACAGUAGCAAUGUGAGGAGUUCACGCCUGGUGGGAGAGUGGGAGAUCCAUGUCAUUUUGCC